This is a messenger RNA of Talaromyces marneffei, 411 nucleotides long. RefSeq lists its product as uncharacterized. NCBI's taxonomy places the organism in Eukaryota, Fungi, Ascomycota, Eurotiomycetes, Eurotiales, Trichocomaceae. The coding region runs from base 1 to 411 and encodes 136 amino acids. The record is from RefSeq and is a predicted model, not a curated record. The transcript has 3 exons.
AUGAUUACCGGUAUUCACCAUAUCAAUCUACUGGUGCCAGAAGGCACGCUGGAUGAUGCAACCGAGUUUUACGCAAAUACUCUUGGUCUGACACCAACACCAGUCCCGCAUAUACAAGUCGGUAGGAUCGCUUGGUUCAAUAUUGGCGAAGCGGGAGGUCAGCAAGUUCAUAUUGCAUUCGGACAGAACGAACCGAAUUCGUCGCGACACCCAUGUUUCAAGCUCGGGUCAUUGGAAGACCUGCAGACGCUUCAGAAGAAAAUUUGGGAUCAUCAUGUCAGGGGCGGGAAAGCAGCUCCAAAGGCAGCUGAUCAGCCGGGCGAACAGAAUUCGGGCUCAAAAGGAGUUGAAUAUCCUACCAGAUUCUUUGCGAGAGACUACGCAGGGAACAGACUUGAGUUUACAUUAUAA